CACGAACCUAGUCUAACAGGUUGUUCAAGUCGUCGGUACCACAUCUGCGUCACUGCGAUAAAAGCCGGUGCUAUAGACCUCAAUGUUAGAGCCAGGGAGAUGAAUAUUCUUGGGGAAUAAGCUUACCAAUGCCAGCCUCAAAGAUACCCAGGAAUAGGCGGCAAACCAACAGUCCAGCAAAGUUAUUCGCGGCUGUCAUGCAGGACAAGGCAAUACCCCAUAGAAGAACAGAGGCAGCCAUGAACUUGCCCAUGGGCACUUUGACUAGGAGAUAGGAAACCAGGGGCUGGAAGACCAGCUGGGCCAAGUAGACCACGGAUCCCAGCCAGGAGUACAUCUUGCCAUGCAAAUGGGCUUUCUCCACCAGUCCGAAAACAGACGCGUAGGAAAGAGUUGACUUGUCCAGUUGCUGUAGGAAGUAGAUAGACAGGAGGAUGGGUAGUAGACGCAUAUCAAUUUUCUGCAGCACUCGUUUGUUGUUCUCCGGGGUCAAGGUGGUCGAGUAUCCGGCAUCCUCGAUCAACUGCAGCGCCUGGUCCUGCUUAGGGCCAGCAUCGACGUGGACUGAUGAGGUAGGCCUUCCAGCCUCUUCAGCCUCGAUGGACUCGAUAGACUCGACAAACUCAUCCUGCUGACGCUUCGACUGGGUGGCGUCUCCGUGCUGCGACAUUGCUAGGCCGCAAAGCGAAUAAUUCAAUAGAGCAAAUAAGAUCUGAAAUUGGCAGCAAAUGGAGUAAGGUUCAAGAGGAUCUCAGAUGAGCGAGGGGACCCAACUGACCCUUCCCACAAACGUAGGGGUGAGAGAAGAUAGUUAUAUCCGUCUCGGAAAGGAUCAACACCUGGGAAAGAUUAGGCCUCAUAGCACCCCGUGGGGAAGCCGAGUUUAUGGUUUCCCCGGACGACCGCACCACAAGUCCGAAAUCGCCAGAAAGUUUCCCUGUAAGUUCGCUGGCGCCCGCGUCAUCCUGGUGGCAUUCUCUAGCCGCCAGUCCACGCCAAUAUCCGAUUUGAAGCAGACCGGUAACUCUCUUGCCGUCACGGAGAACUUCCGUAGAUGGGAACCAAUCACUUCUUGGUGAUGGAAGGGGGAAGUGGUAUGAGAAUGACCAGGCUAUUCACAAUAGUGGCCAAAAGCCCAGGAGGAUGCAGGUCGGGCGACUCGGCAAUGCUGAAGAAGGCUUAGCGGUCGGGUUUCGGCUGGCAAAACCGACGCUAUCGAGAGAUUUGAUGCAAGUAUGGAUGCAAGUUUUCGUAAAAAAAUUAGCAUGUUGGCGCUUUAGCUUCGGUCGGCGCCAGCCGUCUGUGGUCCGGCGUGUCUGGGGCCCCGUUUUCUCGACAGUUCGCCUGGAUGAAGUGGGGAAUCAGCCGAGUGCGGCGAGUCGAGACUUGGGUAUCGGUCCGUCGGGCGCUCAGCAACUUUCUGGGACCAUCCUGGGCAGCACUUGAGACUUCCCAGGGACCGGUUGGUGGCAAGGGCCGUUGCACGUUGGGGGAGUUUGUCUGGAGAGAGUCGGGGGGGGAGCCGCACCUCGGAGAUCAGCCCCGAGCGCCGACUGUAUACUCGCCCCACACUUGCGAAGUACUCCAACAAUCGGACGCGGGGCAUGAGGAGACUCACGAGUUUCGUCAUUGCACGGAAUGUUACAAAUAACAUGGACCGCCGGGGGCAUUGCCUGAUCUCAAUUCCAUUCUCGUGAAGUUUCCUCACGUAACACAUUUCCAUCAUGCCUCAAAGAGAGAUCCUCCCCAAGGGGUACCAAGAAGUUGCCUCGAGCGCACAGCAAGAUGCCGCCGUGCAUCUCCGCAGCUCCUCCGGCAAGACUGCAUUUGACUUCUCCUUUGAGGCUGUUCGCCAGAAUCUCUUCCGGGUGACCUUCUCUUCUGCAGAGCGUCCAAUCUCACCCUUCCCCAACGUCACUAGGCCCGAGACCGAUCUCAAGGGUCUCAAAGUCAACACCAAGGAGGAAGGCUCCUCCAAGACCAUUGACGUGGCCGGCGUGACCGCAAAGGUGGAAUGGGAACAAACACCGGUCGUGUCUCUCUCAUGGACAGGCUCAGACAAGCCUCUGCACUGCGAUCUGCCUCUGCGAUCAUACGUCGCUGAUGGCCCGGGUGUUGCCCACUACUCGGUGCACGACCGCAAUGCUCUUCACGUUGGACUGGGUGAAAAGGCCGCGCCAAUGGACCUUACUGGCCGUAACUUCCAGCUGACCGCUACCGACUGCUUCGGCUACGAUGUCUACAAAACCGACCCUCUUUACAAGCACAUUCCUCUCCUGAUCAAGGCCACACCGGAAGGUUGUGUCGCUUUGUUCUCUACCACCCACGGUCGAGGCUCGUGGUCCGUUGGUGCCGAGAUUGAUGGUCUUUGGGGUCAUUUCAAGAUCUACCGUCAGGACUAUGGCGGUCUGGAGCAGUACAUGAUCGUUGGCAAGACCAUCAAGGACGUUGUCCGCUCAUACGCCGAACUGGUCGGUUUCCCACUGCUGGUUCCCCGUUGGGCCUACGGAUACAUCUCUGGUGGUUACAAGUACACCAUGCUGGAUAACGCUCACGAGGCUCUUCUCGAAUUUGCUGAGAAGCUGAAAGAGCACGGAAUUCCUUGCUCUGCUCACCAGAUGUCGUCAGGGUACUCAAUUGCUCCCGUGGAACCCAAAGUUCGUAAUGUCUUCACCUGGAACUACGAACGUUUCCCAGACCCCCAGAAGUGGAUUUCCCAAAUGCACGAGCACGGCAUUCGUCUCAUCUCCAACAUCAAGCCAUUCCUGUUGGAAUCUCACCCCGACUUCCAGCGUCUUAUUGACGGCCGUGGAUUCUUCACCGAUCCCGAGACCGACAAGCCCGGAUACAUGCGCCUGUGGAGUGCCGGUGGUGCCACCGGUGGUGAGGGCUGCCACAUUGAUUUCACAUCUGAGGCUGCUUUCAAGUGGUGGCACGACGGUGUCCAGAGCCUGAAGAAGGUCGGUAUCGACGGCAUGUGGAAUGACAACAACGAGUACACUCUGCCUAGCGAUGAUUGGACUUUGGCUCUCGACGAUGCGAUGGUCAACAAGGACGCGAAGAAGACCGCUGAGAACAAUGUCGGUCAAUGGGGCCGUGCCCUCCACACCGAGCUUAUGGGCAAGUCUUCCCACGAUGCUCUGCUGGGUAUGGAGCCGAAUGUUCGACCAUUCGUCCUUACUCGCAGUGCUACUCCCGGCACCAUGCGCUACUGCGCCAGCACUUGGAGUGGUGAUAAUGUCACCAGCUGGGAGAACAUGAAGGGUGCAAAUGCCCUGUCCCUGAACGCCGGCAUUUCCCUCCUACAGUGCGAAGGACACGAUAUCGGCGGCUUCGAAGGCCCCCAGCCCUCCCCCGAGCUCCUCCUCCGCUGGAUUCAACUAGGCUGCAUGUCCGCCCGUUUCGCAAUCAACUGCUUCAAGACCUCCCCCGACAACAACUCCGUCGGCGAAGUUAUCGAGCCCUUCAUGUACCCCGAAAUCACCCAUCUCGUCCGCGACACCAUCAAGCGCCGCUACGAGAUCCUGCCUUACAUCUACUCGCUCGGACUGGAGAGCCACAAGGACGCAUCACCCUUGCAGCGCUGGGUGGGCUGGGGCUACGAAUCCGACCCGGAAGUAUGGGACAACAAGACGCUGAAGGACGGUGAAGAGCAGUUCUGGCUCGGCGACACCAUUCUCGUCGGUGGUGUUUACCGUGCCGGUGUCUCUAGUGCAAAGGUCUAUCUUCCCCGCAAGACCGGCGAUGCCUUUGACUACGGCUUCGUCAACAUGAACGCUCCUUACAACUACCUUGCCUCCGGUCAGUGGGUGGACAUCGAGUCGCAGUGGCGCGAGAGCAUUCCUCUUCUCGCUAAGAUCGGCGGUGCCAUCCCCAUCGGCAAGAACGUGCAUACCCGUGUCCUUGAAGACGAGACUGCGGCCUCGCAGGGCGUCAAGGAGAUCGAUGACUAUCGUGGCGUCGAAAUCUUCCCGCCCCAGGGAAGCUCGCACGGUGCCGUGUUCAGCAACACCUGGUACGAGGAUGAUGGUAUCUCGCAGCAACCCAAGACUGCGGUGUACACGCUCAGUUACAGCUCGACCCAGGAGACGGUUCUGGUGCACUUCGAGCGGGACGAGACAGCAGGCUUUGUGCCUGCGUGGAAGGAGCUGGAUAUCAUCCUGCACCAUGGUGACACUCGCCGCGUCGUCACUAGCUCUGGCCAGGAGAUUGUUCCCAAGGGCACUGAUUCUCGGGGCCGGGGUGUGUACACUGUUAAGGCUUGAGUUUGUGGCCGUGGUCAUGAAUUUCUUUUGUAUUAUGAAAAUCGUGGCUGGCAGCCUUGUGUUGUCUGGGGCCAUUGAUGAAUAUAGACGGUCUAGGUAUUAGGCAAUAUAGAUGGUUAGAAUGAAUAUAUUAUCUCAACAACAUAAG
This is a messenger RNA of Penicillium brasilianum, 4413 nucleotides long. NCBI's taxonomy places the organism in Eukaryota, Fungi, Ascomycota, Eurotiomycetes, Eurotiales, Aspergillaceae. The record is from the annotation of a GenBank genome assembly.